CGCUGCUUGCACUCUCCUCACCAUGACAACGAAGGUUUCGGAUGGCCUUUGACUACUUCACAGUCCAGUGUUAGGUUGCUACCGGCAACAAAUCCCACCAUUACCCGACUAUUCGUAAUGACAGGGGCAGUUACUUCUCCCUCACAGACACCGUUGACACAUUCUGUAUUAGAGACAAUAUAUGUAGGAGGAAUUGAAACUAAAAAGGAACAUUAGCAUACAAACUGUAUGGAAACAGGUUCACUGGAUUUGUGUAAGUUACAAUGUGGGGUAACAAAAGACCAAUACAAGGAGCAAUGUAUGGUGUGGAGUAAAAGUAACUGUUCUCUCAAAAAACAAACAUUACUGGCUAUGUGCAAUGGUUAUUUUUGUCAUUGUGGGUGUGGCACCAAUAUUAUGUCAAAUGUUUCUUACAAAUAUCGCUUUAGCCUAACACUAAUGCCG
Geodia barretti is the source of this 444-nucleotide messenger RNA. The record is from the annotation of a GenBank genome assembly. Lineage: Eukaryota; Metazoa; Porifera; Demospongiae; Tetractinellida; Geodiidae.